GCACCUUGUAGAGACUGAGUUGGAACGGUCUGGUCAUUCUUACACGCGUGGCUGUCGAUUGAAUCGAUCGAUCGAUCUCAAGCUUUUACCUAAAAAAUGCCGGUAAGAGUGGCGGAGGCUUCUGCGGCUUCCUCUCAACUUUCAGGUGCGUCAUCUGGGAACACUAUACCUCCAGCUUGUUCUCUUUUAAGUGUUGGCCAGGCAUUUUCUGGGACUCAAAAUGUAUCUAGUCUGCAAAAGGAUGAAGCAUGGAGAGUCAAUGUAAGAAUACAAGGUUGUGAUCUUCAACAUGGAUACUUAUGUGGCACAAUGGAAGCUCUUAACGUGCCUAUGGCUGACACACCGGUGGUGACGUUCUGGGAAGGAGAAAUUGUUGACACUAAGAACUAUACCUUUUUCACUGGCAAAUGGGAGGCAACAACUGAAGUUGAUAUCAGGCACUGGACUAAAUUCGCUUCCUUUUCACCCUUAAUGAGUCAAGUUGAAAAUGAUGGUGGAAAAUCUCUGGAUUUUAGUAAUUAUCCAUACAUAUUCAUGAGAUGGAAGGAGCAAUACUUUGUGAAUGUUGGACCAGACUGCGGCUUGACAAUUGCUGGUUUUUACUACGUUUGCUUCUCCUGUAGUGACGGUUCCAUUAGUGGCUUCUAUUAUGAUCCUAAUAGCAGCCCGUUUCAGAAGCUUGAGCUAAAGUCUACUAAUGAAGGAAGAUGCGGGUUUAGUUUCUCAUCGUACGAGCUGCAGUGAAUUCGAAUUUCCUUUUGUUUCUUUGUCCAUGCGAUCUUGUGCUAACCAGUUCUGUAAGAUUGUUAUGGUUAUUUAUACCUAUGCUAUAUAUUAACAUAUAUAUAUAUUAUUAUUUUAUAAUUAAGACUCGUAAACUCAGGAGUAGAAUCUUUCUAUGAUAGUUUUUCUUUUCAUUGUCUACACAUUAUUGCCAGCUCGAAAAAAGGAAAAAGUUUAGAAGCAUACAUAUGCAUUGUUGGA
Messenger RNA from Impatiens glandulifera, 984 nucleotides. Its product is annotated as glucose-induced degradation protein 4 homolog. Gene Ontology annotation, cellular component: GID complex; extrinsic component of membrane. The coding region runs from base 97 to 744 and encodes 215 amino acids. The record is from RefSeq and is a predicted model, not a curated record. Gene Ontology annotation, biological process: proteasome-mediated ubiquitin-dependent protein catabolic process; protein catabolic process in the vacuole; negative regulation of gluconeogenesis. The transcript has 8 exons. Lineage: Eukaryota; Viridiplantae; Streptophyta; Magnoliopsida; Ericales; Balsaminaceae.